AUGGAUAUUAUGGAUAUCGACUUUGACGUCUUUAUCAAGGGAUACGGCGAUAGUAACGCUGACAUGGCAUCAGUCUCGUCUCCGAGCACAGGCCUCCACAGCCGAACCCCAUUCAAGACACCCGGCCCCAGUCGGUUCGGAACCGUUCCGACGGAGUCUCCAUCUACGCAACAGCAGGGACCUAGUCAAAAUAGCUCUGUAGACGAGUUUGAGAAGAUGCUCGACUCAAUCAAUAGCAAAUUCAAGCCCGGGAAAAGCCAGCUAUCGCAGUUGACUGGGACCAUUUCACACCCCGCAAAGGUGCCACCCCCAGCCCCUUCUCCAUUUUCCACCACAUCCGCGACGACUGGUUGUGAUAUUAGUGGUGGCUCCCUAUCACCUUUCUUGACUCGGCCUGCCCACGAAACUAAUAUCGUGGUCGUCGAACCCGGUGGCAAAGGAAAGGGGAACCAGACGACCAGGCGGCCUCGACGCCAGGCUAUUGACGCUGGUGCUCCGUCAACCGGGGGUGAGGCUGGAGACGGCGAGAUCUUGCUAGAAGCGCGAUCCCCUAAUAAGAGGGGUCGCCUAGCACGCAUGGUAUCGGACCUUAGUGAUGCGAGUGGGCUGAAUUGGGGUGACCCUCUGAUUGGGAGCAAAUGGCCCGGCUAUCCUGAGGUGGAAGAUAGUCCAUCUGAAAUAUCACCACAUUCGACGGGCAUCAAAGACAUCAGUCCGGGCAAGAACCACCCGGAUAGCUUUUCUGUGCCGCCUAAGGAUAAGGAUAAAGCUCCAGCCAAUGCCAAAGAAACGAUCGCGAAGGUUGAUGGCAGCCACAACAUGGGGAAAAGGCUAAGGAAAAUAAGAAUAUGGAGCGUGAUUCUCUAG
Molecule: messenger RNA, 867 nt
Organism: Parascedosporium putredinis
Lineage: Eukaryota; Fungi; Ascomycota; Sordariomycetes; Microascales; Microascaceae
Source: the annotation of a GenBank genome assembly